UACUCAAAACUCCUGCCUUACCCUCUUCCUCUUUCUCAGCAUUAGCGCUUGGGACAAGUUUGUUUCUCGCAUUCCUCAUAGCCAUGGCUAUGCUGUUGUCUACAAUUGUUGUUCCUUCUACCAAGCUUGUCAUCUUCAACAACAGCACACAAGAGCGUGCACUUCCAAGUUUUCGCCAUUUCUCAGGUACUAGCAAGCACUUUGAGAAAGUGUCGUCCUUGAUUGCUUUUGCGGUGAAGGGUGACUCCACUCACGCCAAAGCCCCAAGGAGAGAUAGUAGAAACCCGUUGUUGAGUGAGGGGAGAGAUGAAGAUGAAGCUAGAGGACCCAUUUGUCCUGGUUGUGGAGUCUUCAUGCAAGAUAAGGAUCCUGACCUUCUAGGGUAUUACCAACCAAGGAAGGUGAAAGUGGAAGAGUUUUCAGAAGAGGAUGAUGACGUGUUUGAUGAUGAUGAUGAUGAUGUUGGUGAUUAUGCAGAAGAAGGAGAUGACGGUGAAGUGGGGUUUCUGAAUGAAAGUGAAAUUAAGCUUGGAGAAGAGAUUAAGGGGUUAAGAGAUGAGAUUGAUUGGGAUUCUGAUGACUGGGAAGCUAACGUACUGGAUGAAGAUGAUGAGAAGUUGGAAUUGAAUGGGUUUGCACCUGCAGGGGUUGGGUAUGGUAACAUUACUGAGGAGUACUUGGAAAAGGUAAAGAGGAAGAAGGUAUCCAAAGCUGAGAAGAAGAGGAUGGCUAAAGAGGCUAACAGGCAGAAAGAAGAGGUUACUGUGUGUGCUCGGUGUCAUUCCUUGAGAAACUAUGGCCAGGUGAAGAACCAGACGGCGGAGAAUUUGAUACCGGAUUUUGAUUUCAAUAGAUUGAUUUCUACGCGGCUGAUGAACCCUUCUGGAAGUGGCAGUGCUACUGUUGUUGUAAUGGUUGUGGAUUGUGUUGAUUUUGAUGGUUCAUUCCCUAGGAUUGCUGUGAAAUCCUUGUUUCAAGCAUUGGAAAGAAUGCAGGACAACUCCAAGCGGGCCAAGAAGCUGCCGAAGCUUGUACUUGUGGCAACAAAGGUUGAUCUACUUCCCUCUCAGGUUUCUCCUACGAGAUUAGAUAGAUGGGUUCGAAACCGAUCAAGAUCUGGAGGAGCACCUAAACUAAAUGGGGUUUAUUUGGUCAGUUCAAGGAAGGAUUUAGGUGUAAGGAAUUUGUUGUCCUUCGUGAAGGAUUUGGCUGGUCCUCGUGGGAAUGUGUGGGUGAUUGGGGCUCAAAAUGCAGGGAAGUCUACUCUGAUCAAUGCUUUUGCGAAGAAACAAGGAGCUAAAGUUACCAAGCUGACAGAAGCUCCAAUUCCUGGAACAACACUAGGGAUCUUGAGAAUUGCAGGAGUUUUGCCUGCUAAGACUAAGAUGUUUGACACUCCAGGGCUCUUGCACCCAUACUUAAUGUCAAUGAGAUUGAAUCGGGAUGAGCAAAAGAUGGUUGAGAUCCGGAAGGAACUCCGGCCUCGGUCAUAUAGAAUUAAGGUAGGACAAGCAAUACUCAUUGGUGGCUUGACAAGACUUGACCUUGUUGGAGCCUCUGUUGAGACAAUAUAUGUCACAGUUUGGGCAUCAUCAAAUGUUUCUCUUCACAUGGGGAAAAUUGAAAAUGCUGAUGAGGUUUGGAGAAAACAUGUUGGUAUCAGGUUACAGCCUCCCAUUGGUAAUGACCGUGCUGCUGAGUUAGGAACAUGGCAAGAAAGAGAAGUAAAAGUGUCUGGAACUAGUUGGGAUGUCAACAGCAUUGACAUAGCUAUAGCAGGUUUAGGUUGGUUCUCACUGGGCCUCAAAGGCGAAGCAACCACGAAAUUAUGGGUCUUUGAUGGGGUUGAAGUAACUUUGAGAGAGCCUUUGGUGCUUGACCGGGCACCAUUCCUUGAGAAGCCAGGAUUUUGGUUACCUAAAGCCAUCUCUGAUGCUAUUGGCAACCAAACCAAACUUGAAGCUCAAAGAAGGAAACAACUUCACAAUGAGGAUUCGGAAUACGUGGGAGCAGGAGCAGGGGCAGGGGCAGAGUUAUCUGCAUGAAAAGAAUUUUGCUUGAUUUUCAUUAAGGAUGUAACUGAAGUGACCUGUUGCAUAGGCAAUAACAUGUUUGCAACUAAAGCUUCUACAUCCAAUUCUAGCUACUGGUUGGUGUAUGAUAGCCCCCCAUCAACAGAUACACAUAAAUGCACUUCUCAUUGAAUAGGUGUCACAGUAGUUUAGAAGGUCAUUGUGUAAUUUUGACUGAGAUAAGUCGCAUGACCUGCGGCUUUAAUGUAUAUAAAUUGGCAAUUAAUGUUAGGAGGUAGCUUUUCAAAUUUUCUGUAUUGAUUGUCUUGGCACCUAAAAGAGAAGUGUCGGAAUAUAAUUUCAUUUCA
Messenger RNA from Vigna unguiculata (cowpea), 2380 nucleotides. RefSeq names its product P-loop containing nucleoside triphosphate hydrolases superfamily protein (gene BPG2). Gene Ontology annotation, cellular component: chloroplast stroma; mitochondrion. Lineage: Eukaryota; Viridiplantae; Streptophyta; Magnoliopsida; Fabales; Fabaceae. Gene Ontology annotation, biological process: chloroplast rRNA processing; brassinosteroid mediated signaling pathway. Gene Ontology annotation, molecular function: GTP binding. The record is from RefSeq and is a predicted model, not a curated record.